Messenger RNA from Triticum dicoccoides, 2193 nucleotides. RefSeq lists its product as uncharacterized. Gene Ontology annotation, cellular component: nucleosome. Lineage: Eukaryota; Viridiplantae; Streptophyta; Magnoliopsida; Poales; Poaceae. The record is from RefSeq and is a predicted model, not a curated record. Gene Ontology annotation, molecular function: protein heterodimerization activity; structural constituent of chromatin; DNA binding. The transcript is spliced from 12 exons. The coding region runs from base 288 to 2000 and encodes 570 amino acids.
CCUGAGCCGGCCCAUCUUGCGGUCGGCUUGACGCGAGAGUCCCGUAGACACAGGGGCGCCCUCGCGGGACGAGGGGAGAAGCGGCGGCAAGCGGCGGCGCAGGUUGUUUCAAGGUCGGCACAUCCUGUAGGCCAAUCGAAGUUGGCCUACCACCCCUGGACCAGCCGAAAGCCGAGUCACGGCCGCACCGCAACGCGCCAGAUUCCUUGCACCAGCUGUGCCGCCCUCGCCGGGCGGUGAGAUCUCCUAUCUCUCCUGCCGGCGGGUCGGUGGUUCCAGAGAACAAGAUGCUGGGCGUCUCCACCGGCCAGCUUUUGGUCAUCCUCGGGGCCUGCUCCGUGAUGAUGAAGCCCAGUGACAUGAUCAAGAUGGCAAGGGUGGCAGGGAGGAUGACCGGGAGAGCGGUCGGUCGCCUCAUGCUCUACCGCCGGCAGAUGGACGACAUCUUCGAGCAGACUGCAGCGAAGAAGAUUAAUACAGAGCUUCAAGAUGCUAUGUCAAAGUUACAAUCAAUUGGUUAUGAAGUUCAGAACUUAUCUAGAAUAACUCCUGGCCAGUUUAUCAAAAGGCAGCACAACACAGAGAGCAUGACUGAAGCAGGAACAUCUGAUAGUUCUGCAACUCAGUCCGGAGAAUUUCGUGAUGAUAUUCGCAGUAUAAUUCGUGAUGAAAUUGAGAGCUUUUGUAGAAAAAAUCCUGAUCAAUUUACCAGGAGGUUAAAUAAUCCUGACGGAAUUCAGAACUCUGAACAAACAGCUGAAGCUACACAAUUCGAUGUAACUAGUAAAUUUGCAAUGACAUCUAAGGACAUGGAAUCAGCGAAUACAAGCUCUACAAAUCUGCACAGCCAAGCAAUGAUGUAUGCCAAGCUAAGUGUAUCCCCAGGAAUUAAGAUGAGUUCUUCCAUGAGUGUGAGUAAUGGAGAACAAUUCAAAGAGAGCAAUGGACUGCUAAAUGUACUCCCAAUAUCAGCUGAAAGUGCUGGAUUGCUUCCGAAACACACAGGUGAGCCAAAAGGUUCAGAUAUACUCCUGGAGGCUGUGCUUGAAGCAGAGGUUGCAGAGAACGCUAAAUUUUUCGUCUCCCAGCCUCAUGAUCAGUUGCCCAAGGAGUGGGACAAGGUACCCCACAACCCAACUCAGCCACGGCAGAAAACAACCACCGAAUACCAAACGCUACUGGAAGUUCAACUACUUAUUACAAGGUCCAUCGACCUGAAAAGAGAUAGUCUGAAGUUCGACCACUACAGAUUCACAUCUUGCUCCCAGAAGUCACCUCCAGGCAAUCCGCAGGAGUUCCUCCCGUCGCUUGUCCAGGAGACGGAUGUACUGACGCAGCAAGACAGCGGCGAACGGCUGGCAUCACUCCAUGUCACCGAUCCGCGGCACGACCCCUCCACCAAUCAGCGCCCACCUCCUCCCUCCUAUAAAGAUCUCCAUCCCCUCCCCGUCUCGCCACAACCCAUCCCCCAAUUCCCCACCAGUUCUCCCACCGUCCACCGAAACCCCCACCUCACCUCCGAAGCGGCGGCGGCAGCAGCGUCCAUGGCGCCCAAGGCGGAGAAGAAGCCGGCGGCGAAGAAGCCCGCGGAGGAGGAGCCCGCGGCGGAGAAGGCCCCCGCGGCGAAGAAGCCCAAGGGCGAGAAGCGGCUGCCGGCGGGGAAGACUUCCGCCGGCAAGGAGGGCGGCGAGAAGAAGGGCGGGAAGAAGAAGGCCAAGAAGAGCGUGGAGACGUACAAGAUCUACAUCUUCAAGGUGCUGAAGCAGGUGCACCCCGACAUCGGCAUCUCCUCCAAGGCCAUGUCCAUCAUGAACUCCUUCAUCAACGACAUCUUCGAGAAGCUCGCCGGCGAGGCGGCCAAGCUCGCCCGCUACAACAAGAAGCCCACCAUCACGUCCCGGGAGAUCCAGACCUCCGUCCGCCUCGUCCUCCCCGGCGAGCUCGCCAAGCACGCCGUCUCCGAGGGCACCAAGGCCGUCACCAAGUUUACCUCCUCUUAGGCUCUUUGUCAAAUCUCUUCUGGCGUGUGAUGGAUCGAUGUUGACCUGUAGUUAGAUCAUGUUCCGGCUGUCAUCUUGUAAGAAAACGUGCUCUCGGUACUGUUAUUCAGACCCGAAGUAACAACACUGUUCAACCCUGCUGUUCCCUCGGAAAUAUCUGAAGAAAUGCUAAGCUUGCCGCUUCAAUCUGAUA